Messenger RNA from Rhineura floridana, 6903 nucleotides. RefSeq names its product DNA primase subunit 2 (gene PRIM2). The transcript is spliced from 15 exons. Gene Ontology annotation, biological process: DNA replication, synthesis of primer. Lineage: Eukaryota; Metazoa; Chordata; Lepidosauria; Squamata; Rhineuridae. Gene Ontology annotation, cellular component: alpha DNA polymerase:primase complex. Bases 449 to 1969 code for a protein of 506 amino acids. The record is from RefSeq and is a predicted model, not a curated record.
GGAAGACAAGCGGCAUACACCAUAGACAAAGACGCUCUUUCCACCCUGAGGGAGGCCUGCUACUUCCGUCGUCAUCUGUACUUGCCAUUCUUUUUCUCUCCCUUUCCCGCCCAGAACCGGCCCUGGAAGUAAAGGCGAGCGCGUUGUCAUGACAACCGGGGGAGACGGCGGAAGAAGUCAGGAGCCGAAUCAGAACGAUUCGAUGCUCCAUGGGAGAAUGGCGAAGACGUGACCGCGGGGCGGAGCGUUGGUUAUUCUCGCGCGGGAAAUUGAGAUCGGCUGGUUCGGGCGGUAGGACGUUCUUGAUCUGAGAAGGCUGCGUGAGGAUCCCAUUUGCAUUUACUCAGAAGUAAGCCCCACCAAGAUUAGAAGUUUGAUCCUGUGUAUCUUUACUCAAAAAGAAUCCUGUGUUCUCUAUAGUGUUGACUUACAAGUUUACUUGGAGAAAAUGCAGUUUUUUAGAAGCAGCAGACGGAAGUUGGAGGCUGAUAGACAAGAUCAGUACCCUCUUAGCCUUCAGUUCUAUCUACAACCUCCUGCUGAAAAUAUAUCUUUAAUUGAAUUUGAAAGUUUUGCUGUUGAUAGACUUAAACUACUCAAAGUAGUAGAGAACUUGGGUGUGAGUUAUGUGAAAGGUUCUAAUGAGUACAAUACAAAGUUGGAAUCAGAACUUCGGAAUCUUAAGUUUCCAUACAAAGCUUUGCUUGAAGAGGAUUAUGAUGCAAGAAGAAAAGAUCAUAUUUCUCAUUUUAUACUGCGCCUUGCCUAUUGCCAAUCGGAAGAGCUUAGGCGAUGGUUUAUCCAGCAAGAAAUGGACCUCUUCCGCUACAGAUUCCCUCAGCUAACUGCUACGUUGGUUAAAAAGUUCCUUGAAAAUGUUAAUUUAGCAUUUGAUGCUAUUUCAGAAACUGAAAAGGUGAACAUUGGAGACAAGCUGCAGAAUUCCACUCCUGGUUUUGGUGGCAUUAAAAAAAUAGAAGAACAUGUCUUCUAUAAAGUUCCUUUCUGUGAUGCUGUGGAUUUAGUUCGUGUGAGAAGGGUUUACUUUCAUGGCGGCUUCGCCUAUGUACCUCAGCAAGAUUUUGUUACCAUUGUCUUGAACAAUUACAGAACCAAACUGUCAAAAGCCCUGGCACUAACAGCACGAUCACUGCCCGUUGUACAAACUGAUGAGAGACUCCAGCCUCUGCUCAGUCAUCUCAGUCAUGCAUAUGUUGGCCCAGAUUACAGCACUGCAAAAAAUACUGGGAAAAUUUCAUUAGAACAGAUUGAUGCUCUGUCUGUUAAAUCAUUUCCUCUCUGCAUGCGCCAGCUGCACAAAGCUCUGUGUGAUAACCAUCAUCUCCGUCAUGGAGGCCGUAUGCAAUAUGGCUUGUUUCUAAAAGGUAUUGGCUUAACACUAGAACAAGCUCUGCAGUUCUGGAAAUCUGAAUUCAUCAGAGGAAAAGUGGAUGCAGACAAGUUUGACAAAGGAUAUGCUUACAGCAUCCGGCAUAACUAUGGAAAAGAAGGCAAGAGAACUGACUAUACUCCCUUCAGCUGCAUGAAAAUUAUCAUGUCCAAUCCACCAGGCCAAGGGGAUUAUCAUGGGUGCCCAUUUCGUCAUAGUGAUCCUGAGCUGCUGAAGCAGAAGCUGCAGUCAUAUAAAAUCCCUCCUACUGGGAUCACUCAGAUUUUGGACCUGGUGAAGGGUAUGCAUUAUCAGCUGGCCUGUCAGAAAUACUUUGAGCUGACCCAUGAUGUCGAUGAUAUUGGGUUUUCUUUGAACCAUCCAAAUCAGUAUUUUGCAGAGAGUCAACAGCUCCUUGGUGGCAUCAAGGAUAUCAAGAAAGAACAAAGGCAGCCCGAAAGCUCCCAGCCGAAGCACAGCAGCCAGAAAAGUAUAACUACAACCUCCACUACCUCCUCUUUAAAUGCAACAGAAAAAAUGGAACUGGAGGGACUAGAGGACUACUUUGCUGAAGAUUGAGGAGCACCUGUUUCUCUUUUACAACAUACAUUUUACCAUCUCUCUAUAUAUUUUGAAGCAGCUCUCUUGAGAAUCAGGAGAUGGCAUCAUGGUUAACGCUGGCCUGUUGCAUUCUGCAUUAAAUAGAAAAUGGGAAACUCACUGUAAAGCAUCCAGCUUGUGCAUCAGUUUUGAACUACAGUCAUCCCUUAUGACAUGGAAACUGCAAAGUGUUUUGCAAGACUAAGUGAUAUUGCAGUUCAAAUCACAUUUUUAUUUCUGUGAACGAACCUCUGUGUUGCUAACCCUUCCAUCCUCGGCUCAUUGCUAUUGUGCAGCUUAUGUCCUCUAUUUUUCUUAAUAAAGCAGAUUCUGAAAUGUAGAUGAGUGCAUGCAUGGCUUGUGAGUGUUAGGUGAUGACCGCUAGAUAACAUAUGCAAUUCAUAACUCCUUAUGAAUGGCUUCUAUAAAUAUAGGGAAGCAGUCUUCCUGUGACUUAAAGUAGCAAAGGCAGCUGUUUGAAAAAGAAACUAGGUUUUAACUGCAUGUUGCCAAAUAUUUUUACAUUUAGCUGGUAGACAGGUCAUAGCCAAUGUAAUUAAAAUGAAGGGCUUCACAUCCAUUACUAGAGUUCCAUCUAUGAUUCCUAGAAUCAUAAGAGUUGGAAGGGGCCUAUAAGACCAUCAAGUCGAACCCCCUGCUGAAAGCAGGAAUCCAAAUUAAAGCAUAACUGACAGGUGUCUGUCCAGCUGUCUCUUGAAUGCCUCCAGUGCUGGAGAGCCCACCACCUCCCUAGGUAAUUGGUUCGCAGCUCUAACAGGAGGAAGUUUUUCCUGAUGUCCAGUCAAAAUCUGGCUUCCUGCGACUUGAGGCCAUUAUUCCGUGUCCUGCACUCUGGGACGAUCGAGAAGAGAUCCUGGCUCUCCUCUUCAUGGCAACCUUUCAAGUACUUGAACAGUGCUAUCAUAUCUCCCCUAGGUGUUCUCAAAGCUAAACAUGGCCAUUUCUUUCAGUCUUUCCUCAUAGGGCCUCCUCAUCUUUCUUAAAGUAUGGUGUCCAGAACUGGACACAGUACUCAAGUUGAGGCCUAACCAGUGCAGAAUAGAGGGAACCAAUACAUCACAUGAUUUGGAAACUAUACUUUUGUUAAUAUGGCCUAAAAUAGCAUUUGCCUUUUUUUCAGCCACAUCACACUGUUGACUCAUUCAGCUUGUGAUCAACAAUCUCAAGAUCUUUCUCACAUGUAGCAUUGCUGAGCCAAGUAUCCUCCAUCUUAUAACUGUGCAUUUGCUUUCUUUUUCCUAGGUGUAGAACUUUGUACUUAUCCCUGUUAAAUAUAAUUCUGUUGUUUUCAGCCCAAUGCUCCAGCCUAUCAAGAUUCCUUUGAAUUUUGUUUCUUCCAAGUUAUUAAUUAUCCCUCCCAAUUUUGUAUUGUCUGCAAAUUUGAUAAGCAUUCCUUUUACCUGCUCAUCCAAGUCAUAAUAAAAACGUUGAAGAGCACUGUGCCCAGGGCCAAGCCCUGUGAUACCCCACUUGUUACCUCCGCCCAGUUUGAGAAGGUACUAUUGAUAAGCAGUCUUUGAGCACGAUUCUGUAGCCAACUGUGGAUCCACCUGAUAGUUGUUCCAUCCAGCCCACAUUUAUCUUGCUAAUCAGAAUAUCAUGGGGCACUUUGUCAAAUGCUUUGCUGAAGUCAAGAUAUAUUAUGUCCACAGCAUUCCCACAGUCUACGAGGGAGGUUACCCGAUCAAAACGUGAGAUAAGAUUAGUCUGGUAGGAUUUGUUCUUGAUAAAUCCAUGUUGUGUUCUAGUAAUCACUGCAUUGUUUUCAAGGUGCUUACAGAUUGACCGCUUUAUAAUCUACUCCAGAAUUUCCCCAGGGAUCGAUGUCAGGCUGACUGGUUCCCAGGUUCCUCCAUUUUGAAGAUAGGCACAGAAUUAGCCCUCCUCCAGUCAUCCGGCACUUCACCCAUCCUCCCCAAUUUUGCAAAGAUAACAGACAGUGGUUCCGAGAGUUCCUUCAAUACUGUAGGAGUUUAUUGGGCCCUGGACAUUUGAACUUGUUCAAAGUUAUUAGGUAUUCCUUGAAAGUUGUUAGGUAUUCCUUGACCAUUUGUCUAUCAAUCUCAAGUGGCAAUCCUGCGCCUUCAAUUUCACAUUUCCCAGGAGGGUCAUAGACCCUCUUUUGUGAGAAGACUGAGCCAAAGUAGGAAUUGAGCACUUCUGCCUUUUCUUUGUCAUCUGUUAUCAUUUUGCUAUCCACGUUGAGUAGCUGUAUCACCGUUUCUUUUCUCUGUUUUUUACUAUGGAUGUGCCUGAAGAAAGCUUUUUUAUUGCUUUUGGCAUAUUUUUAGCUCAUUCUCACCUUUAGCCUUCCUGACGCCAUCCCUGCAGUUCUGUGCUACCUGCCUGUACUCUUCCUUUGUGGUCUGGCCUUCCUUCCACUUCCCAUGUCAUUUUUUGUUUUCAGGUCAUUUCUAAGCUUUCUGUGGAGCCACAUUGGCUUCUUCUGCUGUGUUUCCCCUUUUUUCUUUGAUGAAAUUAUAUGCCAUUGUGCCUUUAGAAUUUGCCUUUUUAGAAACUCCCAUCCAUCUUGGACUCGUUUUCUUAUUAGGGUUGCUUGCCACAGAACCUUACUUGCUAUUGUUUUGAAUUUAUUAAAAUUGGCUUUCCUGAAGUCCAGGGUACUCAUAUGGCUACUCUCAGCUUUUGCUUCCUUUAAAAUCAAGUAUAGCGUGGUCACAUCCCCCCAGAGUUCCCGUAACUGCCACUUUAUCCACCAAGUCAUCUCUGUUAGAAUCAAGUCAAGAAUAGCUGAUCGUCUAAUUGCUUCCUCCACUUUCUGUAGGAGAAAGUUAUCUUCAACACAAGUCAGGAAUCCUGUUAAGAAUAAUAGAAAACGUAUCUGAAACCAUAAAGAAAAUUGUGUGAAAAGCAGUGGAAGCUUUCCAUUAAUAUAAGGAUGCUUAGAACUCUAGAAUUAUCACAAAAUUAGACAUUUUAAAGGUAUAUUUUGCAUUUCCAAGGACUGCAUAUUUGCUGUGAAACCUUACAUUUCAUUAUGUUUUAUACAUACUACAUUACCUGCCCUGUCAAUAGCAUAAAUUUAGUUUUUGGAAAUCAGGAGUGGGAUUUAAAAUAACUUUUGCUAAAUGAAGUAUUCAAAGAAUUCUAGGCUGCAAUCCUAAUUAUCCUUUGACUGAGAGUAAACCCCAUUGGAUUUACGAGCUUCCUUUUGAAUAGACAUGCAUAGGCUUGCACUGUGGUAGGAUUGACUACCAGCACAACAGGAAUGUGUUGUCCUCUUGUUGAGAGAGGUGAAUCUCUUCAUUUCUCAUUUUUCUGGUCUUCAGUUUUCCACAUUUCCUCAUCAGCGAUUAAAAAAAAAAGCCCUCAUGAAAAUUCAUCAGAAUUUUAGUGAAAAUUUCUCUUAAUAUACAUGAUUGUAUGCAAUUUUGUCUAAUGUACACAGUUUUGCAAAGCAAUUUCCCAUAAUCUGAAGCAUUUUUGUAAAUUUCACUAAUGUAUGCAUCUUUAUGCACACUUUGACCCAGUGUACGCAUUACUUGGCUGGCAAACUGCAUUGCAAAAUGUGAAUUUCAAAGGAUGGCUCUGUUUUGGUUUGCAUAUUGUUUCAGGAGGUGCAAAUUUGAUAGAUUCACCUUUAAAUGCUAACUGAAUAGAAUUUCUCCCCCAUCCCUACUCCUUGUGCCUAACUAUCUCAUCAUUCUGCUUUUAGUUACUCUCUCCCCUUAGCUUAAAGUAGUCACAUCUUAAGAAAAACCUUCUGUGAAGUUUUAUUGAGUAUUUUGUCUGAUAAAUAUUUCCAGAUAAAGAAAUUCAGCAGUGAAUGCAUCUUUUAUUAACUCAGGCUGGAGUCCUUCCUCCAGCCAGGGAUGUCCCAUUAAUUGUUCUUGGGCCAGACACUUUAUUUUAAUUUAAUUUAAUUUGAAUUUUCUUUAAUUUAUAUCCCCCCUUUCUUUCAUCAAGAAACCCAAGGUGGCAUACGUGUGAUUCCUAGGUGGUGUCCCAUCCAGGCAUUGGCCAGAGCCACACCUGCUUAGCUUUAGCAAGGUGGUGGCCUCAUGUGCCUUCUGACCAUACCCUGGGACCACUCUAAUGGUCCUGUUGUGCUAGCUGGCCACUCGUAGCACUGCAGUGUUGGUGUAACUCCUGUUGGUAUCCUGUGCACUUUGAAAAGGGGAAGAAGUCACUCCCAAAAACACAGAACGACAUACUCAGCAGCAACACCACUGACUCCCACCAAUCAUUAGAUGGCACACAGACGAUGCCUCUGUAAGAAUCAUAGAAGCAGGAAAUCCAUUUAUGGCAAUGGGGAGAUGCAGAUGAAGGCACGCUGUUUGCCUAGGCCUUCCGGAAAGGGUAAGGUGUAUUGAGGAUUCAUAUGUUUUGGUUGCUGCUGCUGCCUCCUUAUAAGCUUCUUUUUGUAUUUGGCUGUUUUGUGCUGUUUUUAGCUUUUUUAUGGUUAAAUUUGAUUUUUGAAUUUACGCCCUGGAACCUUUGGGUGAAGGACUAUUAUAAAUAUUUUUAAUAAUAAAAUAAAAAUGCUCCCAUGGUACCUACCUCCAUAUACAACCUGCCGGGCACUAUUAUUGUUGUUGCUGUUAUUACUACAUUUAUGCAGUAUAUUAUUAUUUAUAUCCCACCAUUCCUCCAAGAAGUUCAAGGUGGUAUACAUGGUUCUCUCCAUUUUAUCCUAACAACCCUGUGAGGUAGGUUAGACUGAGAGAUGGUGACUGGUCCAAGAUCAUGCCCAAGUAGGGAUUUGAAUUUUUUCUUGCUUUAUGAGACUCGCAUGGCCUGCCAUAUUUAAUUCAAUGCCACGUUAAAAGUCCCAUUCUUCAAAGCUGUGGUUUUCUGUUUCUGAUCCCCCCCCCAUUCCCUUCUGUGUAAAAUCCAAACCUUUCCUCCUCCAGGCACUUUAGAGAAUUUCU